Gigantopelta aegis is the source of this 834-nucleotide messenger RNA. RefSeq lists its product as uncharacterized. NCBI's taxonomy places the organism in Eukaryota, Metazoa, Mollusca, Gastropoda, Neomphalida, Peltospiridae. Bases 63 to 545 code for a protein of 160 amino acids. The transcript is spliced from 4 exons. The record is from RefSeq and is a predicted model, not a curated record.
GCAGUGAGUACCCCAGCCAUCUCUGUACUUAUUUAACUUCCUGAUGUACGGUGUAUUACAAAAUGUCGAACCACAUGGUGUGUAUGCUCCUCUUUACAAUGUGGGCGUGUUGUCGUGUAACAUCAGGAGAUUGUCCAGACGGUCGGUAUGGCGUAGACUGCAGCUACACGUGUCACUGUACUUCCGGUUGUGAUGAUGUCACAGGAUGUUCUGGGAACUGCAAAAAAGGAUGGUCUGGACCAACAUGCAACAUGAAUAAUUUAGCGUUGAACAAACCUGCCUCCCAGAGUUCUCACUAUAAUGGGGACGAGACACCUUCAUCAAAUGGUGUUGACGGGGACUACACUGAGACGACAUCGUGUAUACUCACUGAUGUAUAUCAAAAUAACUCUUGGUGGGAAGUGGAUCUGGGAGAACCACAUUAUAUACAUGAAGUGACUGUUCACUUCAGGACGGAUUAUAAACCUCGCAGGAAUGGUGUUCAUGUGUAUACAGUACGCGAACCAACCAUAAUUGCGUCUAGACGGCGACUCCGUCCAAGCUAGACGGCGUCUAGACUAGUCGGCAAAAUUUUAAAAUUUCCUGUUUAGACGGUUGAUCGGCGGUAGCUGCAGACACUGAAAACGUGCACGAGCUACUUGAUUUGAGCCUCUAAGCUUUUUUUGUAGGUUGUCAAUUGCCACUACAUGUUGUUAUGAAGUAAAAAAAAAAUAAUAAUAAAAAAAAAAAAAAAAAAAAAAAUUAUAUAUAUAUUUAUUUCACGAGGGUUUUUUUUAAAUCGCGAUUGACGUGUUUACAAGGCAUUCGCACUACAUUGAAAAUAAUAAUUAAAUA